UGUGUGAGUGGUGAGUGUCCGGGGAGAGCGGUGUAGAGGCGUCCUUGCAGUGCGCGGGUCCCGGCGCCUCUGAGGUCCUCUACCCGCCAUUUUGAAACCCAAGCCGUUAUGGCCGACGCUAGAGCCACUGCCUUGGAAGUUUUGUGGUGAUUCCUAACGUUGCAAUGCGAGUGUGCCCUGUUCCAGUGUGUUGCGUUAUGCCAGAAAGGCCCCAGACUGUGUUGGCGUGACCAGUGGUGAUGGAAACUGUCUGAGUGGCGAGAAAACGUCGUGUGUGAGGUGAGGGACGCGUCGUGCGCCGUCCUGGACUGACUCGGGGUUUGUUGUGAGUCCGUUUGUAUUGUUUCCUCGCUUUUCUCUCGUAGCGAAUAUGAUUCCUGGGCAGACUAGACUAGACAUAACCAUGGAGGAGACAAACGGAGGGGGCAUGCAGGUGGACUCUCCCCCUAAGGUGGGAGGGACAGUUGAGCCCCCACCAAGAGAGGAACCUGUCAUAGACCCUAUUAAUGGCAUUGUACAGCCUCCCUUCACCCCUCCACCUCAUAGACCUGGACGUGUUACAAAUCAGCUUCAGUACAUCCAGAAGCAAGUGAUGAAGACUGUUUGGAAACACCAGUUUGCUUGGCCGUUUCACCAGCCAGUGGAUGCCAUGAAGCUCAAUUUACCUGACUACCACAAAAUAAUAAAGCACCCUAUGGACCUGGGCACUAUUAAGAAACGCCUUGAAAAUAAAUAUUACUGGAGUGCCAAAGAGUGUAUACAAGACUUCAACACUAUGUUUACUAAUUGCUAUGUGUAUAAUAAGCCUGGUGAGGACGUAGUGUUAAUGGCACAGACUCUAGAAAAGAUAUUUUUAACAAAAGUGGCAGCGAUGCCCAAGGAUGAAAUUGAAGUAGAGGAUGCUACUAGCAAAGGUGGCAAGGGCCGUAAAGGUCGGACACCAGCAGUGCCGGGAACAAAGCCUCCUAGACCUCCCUCAGUCCCUUCUGCCCCCUCUGUGACUGCCCCAUCCACAGUGCCAGUGGUCACGGCACCUCCUGUUAUGAAUGCUGUUUCAGUUGGGGGUGUCACCAGCGCCAGUUCGCCAGCCCUGUCCAACUCGCUCUCUUCCCCACCAACGGCUACUACCAUGGGGUCAUCUCAACUGCCAUUACCCUUGAGAGUAAGCACCCCACCAACCACUACCACUGUGCUGGGCUCUACUGCUCAGCCCACCGUCCCAGCGCCUGCGUCAACAAACUCCUUUCCUCCGGUGUCACUAGGAGGGCCAAUGCAAGGCUUUCCACCUCAUCCCACGCCAGCGCCCAGUCAUCCGAACCCCUCCACAACUAUUGAUGGGUGGAAUCAGAAUGACACGCAGAAGGGGAUUAAGAGGAAAGCAGACGCAAUGAAUCCAAUGAUUGGCAACUCUAAUUUAGAUGCAUUUUCACCGGGGCUAGGAGAAAAGAUGGGGAAGAUAUCCUCUCGGAGAGAGUCAGGCAGACAAAUCAAGAAGGUAAACAAGGAUUUACCAGAUUCUCAGCCACAACACAGCACGAAACCUAAAGGAAAGGUUUCGGAAUCCUUUAAAAACUGCAACGAAAUUCUCAAAGAACUUUUUUCUAAAAAACAUUCGGGAUAUGCAUGGCCCUUUUACAAACCAGUUGAUGCAGAUCUCCUCGGGUUGUCAGAUUAUCAUGAGAUAAUCAAACAUCCAAUGGAUUUGGGUACAGUUAAGACAAAAAUGGACAAUAGAGAGUACAAGAAUGGUGCAGAAUUUGCAAAUGAUGUCAGAACCAUAUUCACCAACUGUUACAAAUACAACCCUCCUGACCAUGAUGUUGUUGCAAUGGCAAGAAAACUUCAAGAUGUUUUUGAAAUGAGAUAUGCCAAAGUGCCGGAAGAUGAGCCAUUUGAAAUUCACCCUGCCACAGACUCUGAGGAAUCAGAUAGUGAAAGUGAAAGUGAAACAGAUGACUCAGAAGAUGAGAGAGAAAGAAAGCUUGUUCAGCUUCAAGAGCAGCUAAAACAGGUCCAGGAACAAAUGAAGUUGUUAGUUGAAGAAUCCUUAAGAAGAGGUAAAGAUAAGAAAAAGAAAACGAAGAAGAAAAGUAAAGACAGAGAAAAAAUGUUAUCUGACCUUCCAAAUAUGCCCAUGUCUACGGCGCCCUUAGUUAAUCAGAACACGCCAGCGGCAGCUGUUGUCGCAGGUUCUGUAGCUCCAUCAAGUGUACCAGCACCUGGUCCAGUUCCUGCUAAACCUAAGAAAAACAAAACUAGUAACAACAAACAAAAGAGACAGCGGUCAAAUGCAAGUAAAUCAAAGAAGAAGGCAGCUGGUGGUUCUCUGGGCAUGGUGUUUGACUCUGAGGAUGAGGAUAAUGCCAAGCCUAUGUCAUAUGAUGAGAAGAGGCAACUCAGUUUAGAUAUAAAUAAACUCCCUGGUGACAAGCUGGGAAGAGUGGUGCAUAUCAUCCAAACAAGAGAACCAUCACUAAGGGAUUCAAAUCCUGAUGAAAUAGAAAUAGACUUUGAAACCUUAAAGCCUUCAACAUUAAGAGAAUUGGAAGCAUAUGUUGCCUCCUGUCUCAGGAAAAAGCCGAAAAAGGUUAUCACUCGACCAGAGAAGAAGGCUGUCCUAUCGAAAAGUAAGGAAGAAUCUAUGGCUGAAAAGAAGCAGGAACUUGAGAAGAGAUUACAAGAUGUUACAGGUCAACUGGGGAAUCCAGCAACAGCAAGAAAAACCCCUAAGAAAGAUGAAAACAGGAGUGUAGAUGUAGUUGGGGGAGGCACGUCACGAUUAACAGAAUCCAGCUCCUCCUCCUCAGACAGUGAUUCAUCCUCAUCAUCAUCUUCAUCGUCAUCUUCAGAUUCCUCAGACUCAGAAGCAGGAAAUCGCAAGCCCAAGAAACAAAAAGUAGAUCCUUCACAGAAACAGUAUCAGCAUCAGCAAAAGCUGCAACAGGAUCAACAACAGCCUCAUCAAGGGGGAGGAAAAGGAGAGAAUCGAAAGCUUUCCAACCCAAACUCAAAUGCAUCAUCCACCAACCACAGCACCCCAAUGGUUCAUGCAACUAUAAGCAAAGGUGAUUCCAAAGGAGACUCGGCAGGUCGUGUACAAAGUUUAAAGGUCACCCUUGGACUCCCUGCUAAUAAACAAUCUUCAGCUCCUGAAGAUGGAAAACCUGUUGAUUCAGGAAAAUCUGAACUGAAAAAUAUUUUGACCAGCAAUAACACUCCAAAGUCACAGCCUCAGCAGUCCAGUAAAACACAGUCUCAAGAUCAGCAGCAACAUCUAGCAGAACAACAGAAGCAACAGGAACAACAAAAACAAGAACAAAAGAUCCAGGAGCAGCAAAAGCAAGAACAGCAGAAACAACAAGAGCAAAAGGAACAAUUACAAGAAAAACAAAUUUAUCAGGAGAAACAACUCCAGAAGCAACAGUUAGAACAACAGAAACAACUGGAACAACAAAAAAUCUUGGAACAGCAGAAACAGUUAGAACAGCACAAACAGCAGUUAAAACAACAACAGCAGCAACAACAAAAGCUGCAACAGCAGGAAGAGCAACUUCAACGGCAACACCCUCAGCAUCAUCAUCAGCAACAGCAACAGCAACAGCAUCAACAUCAUCCACAGCAACAGCAUCACCAGCACCAUCAUCAGGAACAGCAGCAGCAACAACAACAGCAACAACAACAACAACAACAGCAGCAGCAGCAGCAGCAGCAUCCCUCCCAUUCUUUGCCACCAACUUUGGAGCAACAACAUUUACAUCACCAACAACAAUUGCAGCUUCAGCAUCUGCAGCAGCAACAACACCAUCACCAUCAACAACAACAACAGCAGCAGCAGCAGCAACAACAACAGCAGCAGCAGCAACAACAGCAGCAACAUUCACUAGCAGGAGCAGCAGUGGGUCACAAUGUCACUGGACUUCCUCAUCCUUCAGUGUCCAAUGGCUUCUCUGGUGAAAUGCCUCUAGGCAUGGCAGCACAGUCACUUGUGCAUAGUUUGGGAAUUAGUGCAAUUACAGGUUUGAGUGGGCUGACUUCUCUGGGACCCACAGGACUUGAAGGAUUGGGUAGUGCUGUAUCAAGCGGAAUGAUACCGAAUCUUGUUGAUGUAGUGUCAUCAAGCAAUGCUGCCAUGUCUACUGUAACAUCCUCCAAUGCAGUCCCAUCUCAUAAUCCCAUGAUGCCAAGUGGUUUAGAUACACAUCAAGAUUUGCCAUCACACCUACCAGAAACCAGUCUAGCUGAUCUAAAGGCUGCAGGACUAGAUACAAGUUUGGGAUACUACCCUUCAGUAUCACAAACACAAGGAGAUCCAUCAAUGAUUCGUAAGCAAACGGACAUUGAUAUUCACCCAGAUGUUUCUGCAUUACACCGGCAGCAUGCAGCAGAUCCAACAGCCCUUGUGAAUUACCUCACUUCCCAAGAAAAAAAGCAAUCAUCCUCUGCACCAGAAACUCCUAAAUCGUCAAGCAGUUCAUUUAAUAAGCCUAAACCAACCCCUAAGAACUUGAGCUCUUGGUCAUCAUUAGCUCAGAGUGCUGUCCCGUCUCCUACUGCAUCAACCUCUCUCAAGACUUCUGCUAGUGAUUCUUUUGCGCAGUUCAAAAGAGUUGCAAAGGAGAAAGAAGCACGGCAACGCCAGAUUAUUGAGCAACAAGAACAGAGGAGACAGCAGAAAGAACAAGUGGAGAAGGAGAAGGCAAGAUUGGAGGCAGAGAGAGAACGUGCCCGUGCGGAGGAGGAGGCACUGGAAAGGGCUAUGGAACAGGCCAAGGAGGCAAGAGCAACUCAGGAAAUGCAAAGAAGAGAAUCACUGACCGUCAGAGAACGACCACCUUCGGGUCCAAAGGUUGCCACUCCCUUGACGGCCUCUACAUCACCCCAUCCCCAGCUAGCAACUCCAGCUGGGCCCCCAAGCUCCCACACCCCAGCUACUCCAACACCUACCCAUGAUAGUGCAAAGCUCAGUGAUCGAGACAGACAGAAACUCAGAGAACAGGAACGAAGACGAAGAGAAGCUAUGGCUGGUCAGAUUGACAUGAAUCGCCAAAGUGACUUGAUGGCAGCAUUUGAAGAACAGUGUGCAAAGUAAUGUAAAUAUCAUACCAAAAAUAUUGAUUUAUUCAUGUCAGCUUUGUUCCUUGUAUACAACUCAACUCAGACAUCACCUAAGUCUCAUUAUUUGAUAUAUUUUGUAUAUAUAGCCAUAACUGUGUUUAUAUUUAUUAUGGUUCCGUGAGAGUUCUUGUUGUUGCUGUACAUUUAUGUAUGAAACAAAGAGAUGUAAAUGUUACAUUUUGGCUGUGAAAUUGUCUCUUGCCAGUGCAUGUUGUCGGCAAGUUAUACAACCAUCGGCUCCACUUCUGGUUGGCGCUAGGUUCACUUGGCCAGCCCUGGGUAAAGGAAUAUAUUUCCUAUUGUUAAUAACAACCUUGUGACUUUGCCUUGGUUAUAAGGAUGCAAAUUCAUCAUGAUAAAUGAUUAAAAGAACUACAUCUUGUGAUUAAUUAACAUGUUUCAAAAUCUGAUAGGAUCACCUUGUUUCCUCAGUUACACUGUAAUCAUCACUGUCGGAAAGCACAAGUCAGGCUUAUCAAUAACAGUGCAUGAGAGCAUACAGAAUAUUAUGUUUGUCCAGACUUAAAGAUUUAUUUAUAUGAUUCAUCCAUUUCCACUAUUAGAGCAUCAGAUGUAAUUUCUCAAAUAGAAAGCAAAUCAAGGAAAAUGGUUAAAAAUGCUGCAUUAAUGUGUAUGCUUUUGUGUUUGAAUAUUUUAAAGGAUAACAUUAUUUGAGUAUAAAGUCUUCAAGUGCGUUUAUAGUGGAAUGAAUGGAUCCUCCUAUUAUACAGUGCAUUGCUGUAUUGGUGCUUUGUUAAAGAUAGAGGACAAUACAAAUACUCUGCAUGUCAAGGCUGUUUCAAUAUUAGAACUUCUACAGAUUCUCAACAACCAGCUGGUUACAUUCAGCUGUUGAUGUUUCAUGGUGUGUGCCACCAUACAUUAACUUUCCAUAUUGACCAACGAUUUUCAUCCAAGAAAAUGUUCAUCAAUAUUAGAUUUAGGAUUUUUUAAUAAAAUGUGUUAAAAGUAUAUGGCUUAAGAGCCAGUAGACCAUUAUUUUUGGUUUCUUUAUUGUAUAACCUUGGGUAUGGUAUUUAACUUGAUUUUUACAUUCACCUGAAUUGAGAUCAUUAUUUCAAGUGCUUGAAGAAAGCUUAAAAGUUUUUGGGAGUCAGCUUAGGAGUGUAAUGGCACAUAGCAAAGCAGUCAUUAACAGUGGUUUACUAGGAACACUAAUUUUGUAUUGCCUCAAAUACUCACAUUGUGGUUACAGAAUCUGUGGCAUAUUAUUUAUCAUAUUCCAUACUGUGAAUUUCUUUUUUAGGAAAUAGCCAUAUCCCAACGUGCAAGAGGUUGUGCUAAGUCGGUGCUCCAGGGCUGCUGACGUGUAUAUAGCUGUAUAGUUAAUGCUUAUAUUAUUUAAAAAGCAGAUGGUGAGAGCCAUGACUUUAUCUGGCUUAUAGUAGUCAUAUGACAUGUGCAUCACAAGACAAACUUGCUUUUAGCAUUCCAUAUAACUAAAUCAUAGAUGUGUCAUAAAUUUCAUACAUUUGAUCAAAAACUCUAAAGUGUUGUGGAGGAGAGAUUAAAGGUUAUGAAAAGC
Portunus trituberculatus (swimming crab) is the source of this 6661-nucleotide messenger RNA. RefSeq names its product bromodomain testis-specific protein-like. NCBI's taxonomy places the organism in Eukaryota, Metazoa, Arthropoda, Malacostraca, Decapoda, Portunidae. Gene Ontology annotation, cellular component: chromatin; nucleus. The record is from RefSeq and is a predicted model, not a curated record. The transcript is spliced from 19 exons. Gene Ontology annotation, biological process: regulation of DNA-templated transcription; chromatin remodeling. The coding region runs from base 371 to 5089 and encodes 1572 amino acids.